Messenger RNA from Xyrauchen texanus (razorback sucker), 890 nucleotides. RefSeq names its product B9 protein domain 1 (gene b9d1). Gene Ontology annotation, biological process: cilium assembly. The record is from RefSeq and is a predicted model, not a curated record. Bases 110 to 724 code for a protein of 204 amino acids. The transcript is spliced from 7 exons. Gene Ontology annotation, cellular component: MKS complex. NCBI's taxonomy places the organism in Eukaryota, Metazoa, Chordata, Actinopteri, Cypriniformes, Catostomidae.
AUGUUAGCAACGGGAAGCCAUUAAUUCACAGCUAACCCAACAAAAUAAACUGAAGCUAUGUUCAUUUGGCUUUGAUUUCAAUGUUUUCCGGUGUGUUAUCGAUGUGGAAAUGACCUCAAACAACCCAGCGGUUUUUCUUCUCAUGGUCAAUGGGCAAAUCGAAUCAGCAAAUUUCCCAGAAUAUGACGAUCUGUACUGCAAGUAUUGUUUUGUGUAUGGACACGAUUGGGCACCCACAUCAGGCUUGGAAGAGGGAAUUUCCCAAAUAACUUCAAAAGGAAGAGGAUCUCAGAGUUUGGUGUGGAAUUUCCCAUUGGACAUCACAUUUAAAAGCACCAACCCAUUUGGCUGGCCCCAGAUUGUGGUCAGUGUGUAUGGCCCCGAUACCUUUGGAAAUGAUGUUGUCAGAGGUUAUGGAGCCGUGCACAUUCCCUUUACUCCUGGAAAACACACCAAGACUAUUCCAAUGUUUGUUCCUGAGUCCACAUCAAGACUGCAGAAGUUCACAAGCUGGCUAAUGGGAAGGCGUCCAGAGUUUACAGAUCCCAAGGUUGUUGCCCAAGGAGAGGGAAGAGAAGUUACGAGGGUGUGUUCGCAAGGUUUUGUGACACUACAGUUCAACAUAGUAACUAAGGACAUGAAGAAGCUGGGUUAUGAGACUACUUCAACGGAGCAUUCAUCUGCUACAGGACUUACAAGAACAGAGCAGCCUUAUGGAACAUGAUCUCAACGGCAGAUAAGAGGCUUUGCUAACAGGCUUUGUAUGCUUUUGUACAUCUAUGUCGGUCUUUAGAACAAGUUACCUGUUCAUAACCAGACAUGUUAUAUUGUUUGAUCAAUUUUGUAUGUUUUUAAUAAACCGGUCUACUGUUUUUGUUGAUAUCUACAAA